AUGGCGUCCACCAUCAGAACCAUAUCCCCCUCAACAAACAAAGUCAUCUGUGAACGACCAGAGACCUCCCUUGCCGAGGCGCGCAAGAUUUCCCGGCGAUCUGAGGCGGCUUUCCAGUUAUUCCGGAAGCUCCCGCUCGCUAAACGUCGUGCCAUAGUCGAGAGGGGCCUGGCUGGCAUCCAAGAACGCAAGUUCGACCUUGGCCGUGAGCUCGCUGAGCACAUGGGACGUCCUAUUGCGGCGAGUCACAAAGAGAUUGAGACGAUGCAGAAGCGAGCUGAUUAUCUCCUUGAUAUGGCCGAAGAGGCGCUGGCAAGCUUGCCAGGACGACCUGAGACUGGCUUCCGGAGGGAAAUUAAGAAGAUCCCCGUUGGCCCUACGCUCAUUGUCUUUGCCUGGAACUUUCCUUAUCUCAUCAUUGUCAACGCCCUAAUUCCAGCGCUGCUGGCCGGAAACUCGGUGAUCCUGAAACCCUCGCCUCAAACACCACUCAUCGGUGAGCAUCUUGUCGAGAUAUUCAACAAAGCUGGCCUACCCAAGGAUGUUCUACAAGUCAUCCAGUCUGGCGACCCGCAAGCUCUUAAGGAGUUCGUUAAGCUGCCCGAGCUGGGCCUCAUCAGCUUCACCGGAUCUACAGUCGGCGGCCUGGCCAUUCGUGAGGCUGUGAGUGGUCGCACCAUUCCCGUCAACCUGGAGCUUGGAGGCAAUGACCCGGCCUACGUCCGACCGGAUGCCGAUUUGCAUUACGUCGCAGCUCAAUUGGUCGAUGGUGCUGUCUUCAAUUCGGGUCAGAGCUGUUGUGCUGUUGAGCGUAUCUACGUGCAUGCCGACGUGCAUGACGCCUUUAUUCACGAACUCAAGAAGGAGCUCAAGAAGUAUAGGCUCGGCGAUCCCCUCGAUAAGGACACCAUGGUCGGUCCGGUCAUUUCUCGCGCUGCCCAGGAGACUAUCAAUGCGCAGAUCCAAGACGCACUGACCAAGGGUGCUGUGGACGCGACCCCUGAGAAUGAGAGCUUCGCUAACGCAUCUCCUUCGGGCAACUAUGUCACUCCCAUACUGUUGACCGACGUGACGCAUGACAUGGAUGUCAUGCGCGAGGAGACAUUCGGUCCAGUCAUCCCUGUCGCGAAAGUCAAAAAUGAUGAGGAAGCAGUGCGUUUGAUGAACGAUAGCGACUACGGUUUAACCGCUAGUAUAUGGACCAAGGACAUCGCCUAUGGAGAGGAGUUGAUCGAGCAGCUCGAGGCCGGUACAGUUUUUAUCAACCGAUGUGAUUACCCGAACCCCGAUCUGGCUUGGACGGGUUGGAAGAAAUCAGGCUUAGGUUGCACCUUGGGACCUCGUGGUUUUGACGCAUUUGUCAAGCUGAAGAGCUACCACGUAAAGGAGGCACAGGCUUAA
Molecule: messenger RNA, 1401 nt
Organism: Penicillium daleae
Lineage: Eukaryota; Fungi; Ascomycota; Eurotiomycetes; Eurotiales; Aspergillaceae
Product: aldehyde dehydrogenase family protein
Exons: 4
Coding region: 1-1401 (466 amino acids)
Molecular function (GO): aldehyde dehydrogenase (NAD+) activity
Source: RefSeq, a predicted model, not a curated record